CUUACCCAGAGGAUAUCAAGAGGAACGGUCCAAAAUGGCGAAGGUGUCCUUGCUUUUGCUGAUGGUCUCCAUGACGGUUGCAUUAGCCUUGGCACAUGAUACUGGCAACUAUACACUGAACAAGCGGGAAAAGAGGGAGCUGCUGGCGCGUUCCAAAAGAAGGUGGGUCCUGUCCACCAUUGAGCUAGUGGAGGAGGACCCUGGACCUUUCCCUAAAUUUGCCACACAGAUGUUCAAUGAUAGAACUGAGAUUUUCAAAAGCCACCAGUUCCGUUUAUCUGGAACGGGAGUGACCGAGGAACCUCUGGGCGUGUUCUCCAUCGGCGACAAUGACGGAGUGGUGUACGUACUCAAGCCUAUCGACAGGGAGACAUACCCCUUCUUUCAUAUUAUGUUUGACAUCAUUGACAAGGUGACUAAUAAACCCGUGGACAAGACUCUGGCGUUCGAUGUGGCGAUUACGGACAUCAAUGACAACGCCCCUUACUUUGAGCACCCUGUCAUAAAAGCCAGUGUAAAAGAGAGUACACCAGAGGGGUAUCUGCCAGUGCCUCUGACAGCCAGGGACAUGGAUCAGGUGAACACACAGAACUCCAACAUCAGUAUAAGUGUGUUGUCUCAGGAGCCAGCCGAGCCCAAGAUCAACCUGAAGGAGGUAGAGGGCACCAAGAUGAGCCAGCUCACCUUCACUGGCUGCUUUGACUAUGACAAAGCAAAGAUGUAUAAGGUGGUUGUUGAAGCUCGGGAUCAUGGGAUACCAGCCCUGUCCUCAACUGUAGUGGUCAACCUCCAAAUAACGGACUCCAACACUCACCAACCAGUGUUCAAAAACAAGACCUACAAUGCUCACAUGAUGGAGAUGGAAUCCAAUAAAGAGAUACUCCGAGUGGCUGUGACUGAUGCAGACACCCCCAACACCACCGCAUGGCGAGCCGUUUACUCCAUUGUGAAGGGGAACGAGGAAGGAAACUAUAAGAUUGAGACCGACCCCAAGACCAACGAGGGUAUACUGACUGUCAUCAAGGGAAAGAAUAUUAAGGAAAAGACAACGUUGACCAAUGUGCAGAUCGCCGUGGCGAACGAGGAGCCUUUGUUUGUGUGUAGCUCCGGAGGGGCCGUGUCCACUGCUAAGCCCCUGACCGUGCCCCCCCAGACAGUCAACGUGACUGUGAAGGUGAUUGACGUGAACGACCCCCCGAUGUUUGACAGGAAAGUGACAGACGUGUAUGCAAAGGAAGAGCAGGAGGAGAAGGGGAAAGUGCUGUACAAACCCAAGAUCACCGACGUUGACUCAGAUGUGGAAAAAAUCAGGUAUGAGUUAGUUGACGACCCAGCAGGCUGGGUCACCAUAGAUCCCAAGACAGGAGUGGUUACUACAGUGAAGAAGAUGGACCGGGAGUCACCUCACGUCAACAAAGACAACAUCUACACUGUCCUAAUCCAAGCCAUAGACAACGGCGAGCCCCCUGCCACAGCUACAGGCACUAUUCUGGUCCACCUGGGGGAUAUCAAUGAUAACACACCCUAUGUGGUGGAGAAGAAGCUGGUGAUGUGUGGUAACAAGGUGAUUGUGCCGUUAGCAGACAAGGACAACCCUCCCUUUGGAUGUCCCUGUUACCUCUCCCUUGGAGCGGACCACGGAGACAAAGCACUGAAGAGCCGCUGGAAACUGGACCCUGCCAAUGGUAUGGAGGCGGGUCUGGUCAGUCUGAAGAGCCUGCCGUACGGUAACUACACGGUGCCUCUCGUGAUCCAGGACCAGCAGGGGCUAGUUGUAAAUGAAACUGUCCAGGUUAUGGUGUGUGACUGUGAGGGAGGGGAUAAGUGUAGGGCCUCUCUGCCCCGGACCUCCAGCCUGGGCUUGGCGGCUAUAGGACUACUGCUGGCUGGACUGCUGCUCCUCUUCCUGCUACUGCUUUUCUUCCUGCUGUGUGAGUGUGGUGGUAAGACGUUCACACACCUCCCCCUCAAUCUGCAAGAUGAGGGAAACCAGACUCUUAUCAAAUACAACGAGGAGGGAGGGAGCUCCGCAUGCAAGAGUGAGCCCAUGUUGAGCAUGACUCGCACCAUUUCCAACCGUGUAGCCGUGGACUUGGUAGAUGGAGUGAAGCAGGCCACCCCCGGCAAAAAGUUUACUCAGGAGACCAAUGAGAUGACCCAAAAGACCAAUGAGAUGCACAGAACAACAGGGAGGACCAUGGUCAACCAGGUGUCCUCCUCAGGAGGGGGAGGGUUCUCAGGAUGGGGAACAUUGAGCGAAGCCAACGGAACUCUGAGAAGCCAGAAUGGGCGUGGCAUGGUCAACCAGGUGUCCUCCUCAGGAGGGGGAGGGUUCUCAGGAUGGGGAAUAUUGAGCGAAGCCAACGGAACUCUGAGAAGCCAGAAUGGGCGGGGCAUGAUGUGGACUACAAGCAGGAACAAUACCAUGAGGAAUAACUCUUCGAGGUAUUCUCGCUCCUUCAGCCUGCUGUCGGACCAGCACAUCUCAGAGCACAUAGACCGGAGGCUGUAUAUGAUUGGAGAUGAGAUGGACUACCAAUCCUACGAGUACGGCUACGAGGGGAGAGGCAGCAAUUGCCAGUCGCUGGAUGAGCUAUCGCUAAGCAACCUAGGGGAUGACUUGAAGUUCCUAGAGGACCUGGGGUCAAAGUUCAACACCCUGGGGGGCAUCUGUCACGAGGACAUGCAGAAGAGGAACAUUAGGCUGUAGACACACACACACACCUGGCUGGGAGAUGAUUAUUAGACACGUCUGUCAUCGUCCCCUGUUUGAGGUGAAUGGGGUGAUUACCUAUUAGUUGGAGAAGAGGACACAUUUACACCAAACUUCCUCUAUUGGGAUUUUGGAUCAAGCUUUACGUUGUCGACGUCAGUGGGACAUUUUCUUAAAGACCAAAACUGUUGUGGAUUGGCUUUUACCCAAAAGAGGGACUGGGAGAGACACUUCUGACAUUUUUGCCUGACACAAUGAAUGAUGACCUUACUGUACUGAAUAAACCGCAUCAUGCUUGGAUGGCUUUAUGGAUUUCGGUUUUGACAGGACCGGGUGUGUUUGUAUGGUGAUUGUUUUGUUAUGUUAUAUGUGAUUUUAUCAUUGCUACGCUUCACAGUACUUUCAAUAGUAUUUUACAAUCUCUUGCUCUACUGGUUAUGCCAGAAUGGGAUUAACUUCAAUGCUAACACUUUGAUGGAAAUGUCAACAUCACUUCUGUGGGAGCUUUACAGUUGUGUGAAUGAUACUUUUUAUAACCUUUUUCUGCUUAGGAUAUGGAUUUACCCAAGUUGCUUAAAAAAACAUUUCUUGACCUCCCUGGAGUAGUAUCGUACUAGCUGUGUGGUCAACCUGGACUCAGGGGUAGACGUAACAUAGUAAAUGGAAAUCUGUCUCCCUUUAUUUAGUAUCAUAUGUUACGUUUCGUAUGAUAUGUAUUAAUUUGUGGAUGUCCAUCAUCCACUCCGUAUGAUAUGUUACCUGUUUGGUUCUGUUUUUCCUUCCUGCUGAGGGAUUGGUACAGCGUACCUUGCUCACUGCCUGUAAUUAUUAUUAUCUUAACAUGAUAUACACUCUGGCAGUGAGAUACCCCGAAAGAGCAGAGCCUAACAUCAAGACUAACAUAUUGCAUGUAUUAUAAUAUUUUCUAAUAAAUGGUUAAACAAAUGCAUGCCGUUUCCU
Messenger RNA from Coregonus clupeaformis (lake whitefish), 3673 nucleotides. Its product is annotated as cadherin-like protein 26. Gene Ontology annotation, molecular function: cadherin binding; calcium ion binding. Gene Ontology annotation, biological process: cell-cell junction assembly; multicellular organism development; adherens junction organization. NCBI's taxonomy places the organism in Eukaryota, Metazoa, Chordata, Actinopteri, Salmoniformes, Salmonidae. The record is from RefSeq and is a predicted model, not a curated record. Gene Ontology annotation, cellular component: adherens junction; plasma membrane; catenin complex. The coding region runs from base 35 to 2710 and encodes 891 amino acids. The transcript is spliced from 20 exons.